This is a messenger RNA of Pieris macdunnoughi, 723 nucleotides long. Lineage: Eukaryota; Metazoa; Arthropoda; Insecta; Lepidoptera; Pieridae. The record is from the annotation of a GenBank genome assembly.
AUGGCGAGGGGUGUGUUGCAGUGGUUUUCUGUUCUCCUAAUCGGUGCGGCACUAGCACAGCCGGUCCCGGAUCCUCAAUACCCAUGUGAUCCCUGCGCGGACCCAUGCGACCCAUGCCCCGAACCAGAACCAGACCCAUGUGAUCCUUGCCCGCCACCAUGCCCAGACCCUUGCGACCCAUGCCCUCAGCCAUGCGAGCCAUGCCAGGAACAAGGUGUCGUGCAGAUCAAGCCGUGCAACCCUAAUGGGCCUGACGUGAAUUAUGUCUAUGGUCGUGCACCGUAUGGCUCAGUGCUAGUAAAACCGGGGCAAAUACGUUUCCCCCCGACCAGCACCGAUUGUGUGCAACCACCAACACCGGCACCGAUAUACGUCAAGCCACAACGAGUGCAUCCACCGACGCCCGCACCCAUUACUGUGAGACCUGCCCCCGUUUUCCCCCCAAGACCAAGACCCAUUCUUGUAAGACCCCCACCGGUUGUGCCUCCUAGGAUACCACCGAUCAGAGUACAACCACAAAAGGUCUGCCCACCAACACCACCCGCUCUCGUGGUCCAACCACCAAAACUAAUCGUCCCACAACCCCCAAUCAUCUGUUUUAAGCCAAACCCAACAAUUCCAGUGCGAACAUGUGGUUGUGCACGCGUAAGCCUAUACAAUCCAUGCCCACCACCACCUCCACCAUGCGAUCCACCACUCCCACCAUGCCCCUGCCUUUUAUAG